Messenger RNA from Truncatella angustata, 1425 nucleotides. RefSeq lists its product as uncharacterized. The record is from RefSeq and is a predicted model, not a curated record. The transcript has 3 exons. Lineage: Eukaryota; Fungi; Ascomycota; Sordariomycetes; Amphisphaeriales; Sporocadaceae. Bases 1 to 1425 code for a protein of 474 amino acids.
AUGGAGUACUUGGACGAACAACAGGUGAAGGAGCUAGUGUUGGAGCGUUUAAGGGUUCAUGCGGACAUCAAACAACCGAUGAUCAAGAAGAUAAGGUAUCGCGUCACGGCAGCCGAUUACUUCAGUCGAGAUGACUAUCAAGGUGGCCUUGUACAGGAAGGUGAGAGACACUAUCGCAAAGAUGGCACUGAGCACACAUUUGAGCACGUGUCCCUUGCAAAGUUGCUCGAGUCUGCAGAAGCCACAAUUGGAUGGGCAGUGAAAGAAAGCAAUCGUACGAUGGUCUUUGAGCGAGUGAUGGAUGAUAUACCUGGCAGAAAAGAGAUUCCAGUUUGGGAUAAACCAAUUGUCACUCCUAGUGACACCAUUCAGACACCCUUUUCGGAGUCUCGGCGGCGACGCAAGUAUAGAAAAACCAACGAGAAGAUGCUAGCGGAUCUUGCGGCUGCAUCAAAUCUGGGCAAAGAAACUAUAAAAUCUUUGGCCCUCAGCAUCACCUGGAGUGACGCAUAUGGCGACGGAACAUGUGCCAUGUCGUUGUAUAAUAACGUUAUCACUGGUGGUCGCUUAGGCAGGGACCACAAGCUUGAAGAUGUUCCCAAUCAUUACGCUAGGGACAUGGUCAUGGAUUACAUCAACGACACGGUCGCUGAGGAAUUCAGAGACAAAGCUCGAGCGGCCGUCUUCUCAGACUUAGACCCUGAAGAAAUUGAGGAAUAUUGCAGGAUCAGGCAGGAGCGGAAACAUAAUAUUGAACGUAAAGGAUUCCUCCGGGGCAUUGAACGCGGAUUAAUACUUUUGGUUGAACCUACCGAGGAGCAUAUACGGAAGUUUGAGGAGAAGAUGGAAAGGAUUGAAAAACAGCACAACAUCCUGGAGGACAAGAAAAACGGUGUCACUACCUGGCAAGAGACUGAAACCAUCUUGAGUCAGCAGGAGGCUUUCGACGCUAUCGAUGACAAGGUCGAUAUGAAGCCUAAAGAGAAGUCUCCUUACACCCCUUCUCAUCACCUCACCCGCUCAGUAAUCACACCUGGCUUGAUGGCAAAUGAUGAAGAAAGGCAAAUAGAACCGCCACACUUUUUGGAUCGGGAUUGCGAUCAAGUCCGAGUCAUGAUCAAGCGCUUUACCAGCGAAGGAGGGUGGUCCGUGGAUGACUUUAGACAAGCUCUCGAGGUAAAUCGUCCCAGGUUAACCGCAUUUCUCCGGAAGAGGGGCCCCAGAGACGGAAUCAAGACAAGGGUUUUUCAACUAAGCUUGGAGUUCUUUUACCGCAGAGAGGAGCUUGGCCUCCGCUUUACGCGGCCAGAAAGCAGCGUGUUGAAAGAGUUGGAUCUGAACAGUGGACCGAAGCGGCGCCGCAGUGGCAAAUACAACUACGCUCCCAAUGAGUCGCCUAAGGGGAAGCGCACAAAGGCUCAAUAG